Messenger RNA from Tuber aestivum (summer truffle), 953 nucleotides. The record is from the annotation of a GenBank genome assembly. Lineage: Eukaryota; Fungi; Ascomycota; Pezizomycetes; Pezizales; Tuberaceae.
AUGCCAACAAAUCAAGAGCCAAUUCCUGAAUCGCCUGAUAUUGGUGAAAACCCCCCACCGUCCACAAUGGAGGGCCAGAAACCCGCUGAACUACCCAUGCCUCCUUCCGAACCAUUAGUCACCCGUCUUACCAGCUGCUGUAUCCGCGCGCUCCCAGUUGAUUGUAGUCCAACCCAGCGUCGGCAUCUUGGUAGAUUCAGAUUGUGGAUCGACGAGUAUGACACACCCCGUGGUCAGCUAGACAAAAUCCUCAAAGAAUCACCAAUCCUACGGGAGGCCACAGUCACCCUUCUGGCAGAUCUUUGCAGCAUCCUUACUACUCCAGCCUCACACCCCAAUGGUGAUUAUUCGAUCUCUCCCUAACCCCCUCCCCAUUCUCUGAUACUAAUACUCAACCAUUUUUGCCCCAGAUACCCUACUCAAUGAACGCCAAUCUGUACUCCAAGACGCCCGCACGAUGUACUCAGGGAUCAGCCAGCUAUUGCCUGACAAUAACUCCGACAGUGGCGGCGAAGAGGAUGAGAUUGAAGCCAUUGUCGACUCCUUGUUUAAUCUUUCGCCAUUGCUGGUCGAUAUUCUUGAGAAUCUCUCGGGGAAUACACAAACAGGUGCCAGUAGUGAUAAUACAACCGCAGCCCCAAAGGUGACCCAGAGAUUCAACAGCUCGGGUUAUGUCCUACUAUUGGUCAUCUUUUCCUUUCUUCUUGUUAGCUGUUUGAUGCACCUUUUUCUGAUGGAAGUUUAUGCUAGACGGUUACUGGUGGUACUUGGAGGCUUUAGACGGGCUUGGUUUGGCUAAAGACUGCUUUAUAAAGCAAACAUUUUCUUAUCCUUUGACCUACGUUAGUCACACCACCUUGCCCUAUAUAUUUGAUUCAAUCUUCCUCUACUCUCUCUCUCUCUCUCUCUCCUACCAGUAUAUCCAACCCGUCGGCCCCAAUUUUAUUUCCACU